Contarinia nasturtii (swede midge) is the source of this 8441-nucleotide messenger RNA. RefSeq names its product irregular chiasm C-roughest protein-like. The transcript has 17 exons. Gene Ontology annotation, cellular component: cell-cell junction. Gene Ontology annotation, molecular function: cell adhesion molecule binding. The coding region runs from base 1843 to 4428 and encodes 861 amino acids. NCBI's taxonomy places the organism in Eukaryota, Metazoa, Arthropoda, Insecta, Diptera, Cecidomyiidae. The record is from RefSeq and is a predicted model, not a curated record. Gene Ontology annotation, biological process: cell-cell adhesion.
UCAAAACGAUUGGUUAGGUAUCGAGUUCGCUUGGUCAUUUCAUAUCACACAGUGAUUAUAUGAUGAGAAUAGAAAGAGACAAACACACAGAGAAAAAGAAGCAUACAAAACAAGUUAUCGCGCGCGCGACAUUCCGAAACUUGAAUGAAAUAUUUUUUUUCGUCUUCACCGAUAUAAAUCUGAAGUUAAAACUCAUCGAAGAAUAAAAAAACUAAAGAGAAGAAAAAACGUUUUGAAUUGAAGUGAGAAGUGAUUGAAUAUUUGUGAAUUUAUUCCAAUAAAGUGAAUUUGAAAAAUUGCCGAACGAUACGACAAUUAGAAAAAAAAAACAUAGAAAUGUGCACGGAAAAAACGAGUGCAUUGAAAGUGAAACAAAUUAUAAUCAAAUAUUGAUUCAAAAAGGCAGUUGAGCUCAUGUUAAUUGCACAACAAAUAAUAAAAUAAAGAGUAGCAUUUUCGAAGUGCUAAUGAACUUCUAUCAAGAAAUACAUUCAAUUACCUUAUUUAUGGUUGCAAUUAAAAAUUAAUAAUACGCCAUUGAGGAGGAGAGACUCGUGCGCGGGGUCGAACCGGGGUAUACGUAAGUACAAAAGAAAAUACCAGCAAGAACGACACACACGAAAGAAAAAACAUUCCAAGGCGUUUGUAAGAAGUAUCAUCAAGAGACGGCCCAGCGCCGAAUAUCAUCGCAAACACAUCAUCAUCGCAAAUUGAAUGGGAGUUCAGACACAUUCCAUUUGUGGAUAUUAAUGAAAAUAGAUUUGAUGCGAAAUAACAUGAAAUUGAAGUGAAGAAGUUAAAAAAAAAACGGCAACAAACUCAAAAUAACUUUCUCGCUCUUGUCGGUUUGGUGUGUUUGAAUAGCAAGAGAAAAGGCAAAUACUGACUGUAUCCUCUCUUCUCAAAACCGAAAUCUCAAGUGGAGUGUAUUUAUACUUCGAGUUUUAUGAAUGAUAUUUUUUCUGUUUGCGUCAUUUUCUUGUUACUUUUAUCGCGUUACUUUUUGAUUGCUGAAAUAAAAUUACUCAAGAUAAAGAGAGGGAGAGAAGAAAAAUUCAACGUAUUAUCGGUUAAAGUGUGCGUGUAUUUUUUUCGUGUUUGAACAAAGUACAGCUGGAAGAAAAAAAAAGUUGAAAUAAAUUGAAGAGAAUGAUAAAAAAAAGUUGAAAUGAGUGUGCUUGAAAAAGUGUAUCAAGAGAAGUGCGCGUUUUAAAAAAAUAUAUGCAUUAAAACAUGACAAACAUAGUUCUAUAAAUACAAUUUUUGGAUUUUUGAACAUCUUGUUAUUUGUGACAAUCGCUCGAAAAGAAACGAGAUUAAAUUUUCCGAUAAACAGUCCACAUCAGACAUUGUCACGUGGCCAAUAUUUUUUUGAUAAUUUUUCUCCCUCGCCACUUCGUCUCGUUUAGAGUGUUAACAAAAGAGCAGAAUAAUCAACAAAAGAUAUCAACGAACAAUUCGACAGUUUGAAAGCAAUAACCGGAUGUCAAUUCAACAAACUCCGCUGCUAAAAUGAUUUUUCCGCCGUUGUCUAGAAUUAAAAUACGUUUUUAUUAAAUCCGUAUAAAAUGAGAGAUUCAUCCAUUUUCCAGCGACUAAUUCGCAUCAUUUGAUUGUGAUCGAAUGAACGGAGAAGCGAAUACAUGUACAAAAGCCCAGCGUAUUUGCAAACGGCGAAAAAAUCACCAUUUUUGGUACACAUCGAAACGCACAUUGUAAACAUAAAACAUCGAUAAAAUAAAAGAAAAAAAAAGGAGAAAAAGAAGAAGAAGCAGGACACACAUUUUCUUGCUCGCAUACACACCACUCGCUGUGUAUCGAAAAGUACGUGCCAUACGCAAUAUGGCAUACAUUGUGUGGAAAAUGCUACACCAGCCACGUAUGAAUUGGGGAAUCAGCAGGCGAUUUAUCGUGUAUGUACAUUGUUGGUAUGUACCCGUGCUGCUGCUACUGCUGAUUCAGUCAGUAUCGAUUGUCGAUGGCCAUCCGAAAUUGGCAAACGAGGGUAUAAACGAUAAGCAUGGACAACGCUUUUCCAUGGAACCACAAAAAUUUGCAAUGCAGCCUCAAGACCAAACAGCCAUUGUUGGAUCUCGGGUCACCUUGCCGUGCCGUGUUAUUAACAAACAAGGAACACUUCAGUGGACAAAGGACGACUUUGGGCUGGGGUGGCAUCGUAAUUUAAGCGGGUUUGAACGCUACACAAUGAUUGGCAGCGAUGAAGAAGGCGAUUUUUCAUUAGAUAUUUACCCGGUAAUGUUGGACGAUGAUGCAAAGUAUCAGUGCCAAGUGGGACCUGGUCCACAAGGUCAACCAGGCAUUCGAUCGAGAUUUGCAGCACUUUCCAUACUAGUGCCACCUGAACCACCGCGCAUUUUGCAGGGUGAUUUUCUUGUAACAACCGAGGAUCGUGAAAUCGAAUUGGAAUGCGUGUCGGUGGGGGGAAAGCCGGCGGCAGAGAUAACAUGGAUCGACGGUUUGGGAAACGUUUUAACAACCGGCAUUGAUUAUAUGAAGGAACCAUUAUCAGAUUCAAGACGCGUUACAGCUAAAUCAAUUCUAAAGCUGACACCGAAAAAGGAACAUCACAAUACAACGUUCACAUGCCAAGCACAAAACACCGCCGACAGAAGUUACCGAGCUGCUAAACUCAAACUCGAGGUUAAAUAUGCUCCGAAAGUGUCGAUUUCGGUCAUUGGAGAGAGUACACUGACUGGUUCCCGCAUCCCCGAAGGUAGUGAUGUGCGAUUUUUGUGCCGUGCUGAUGCCAAUCCGCCAAACGUAACGUAUCGAUGGUACAUUAAUGAAGAACUUGUUGCCGGUGACUAUACAACCGAAAUGGUAAUUCCAAACAUCACACGAAAAUAUCAUGACGGAAUGGUCAAGUGUGAAGUUCACAAUGCGGUCGGAAAAAGUGAGGAGAGUGAAGCACUCGAUAUUAGCUAUGGGCCAGUGUUCAAGUCUCGACCUAAAUCGAUUGAAGCCGAUCAUGGAGCAACGAUUUCUUUGACGUGUGAUGUAAUUGGCAAUCCAUUGCCCGAUAUUCUAUGGAUUCAUGAACCAAACGAUAAAGUCGUUGGUGCUUCGUCAAAUUUAACAAUAAUCGUCUCAACCGAAACAGCUGGCAAAUAUUUUUGCAAAGCGAGUGUUGUUGGUUUUCCUGAAAUAUCGGCAACGGCAUCGGUUUACUUGAAAGGUCCACCUACAAUUACAUCAGCCCGGCGACAGUAUGGUAUCACUGGCGUUAAUACUCGGAUCGAAUGCACAGCAUUUUCUGUGCCCAAGGCAAGACACGUUUCAUGGACAUUCAUGGGGCAUGAAAUCAGUACGAAUAACAAUCCCGAUUAUUCAAUUAUCGAAGAACCAUUGCCAGAAGGCAUCAAAUCAAUAUUGAUUAUACGAGAAAGCCAAUCAAAACAUUUUGGCUCUUAUAAUUGUACCGUUGUUAAUGAGCACGGCAACGACAUUUUGGAAAUUGAAUUACUUCGACAAGAAACAAGUCCAGUAUUAAGUAUCAUCGUAGCUUCUGUAUCCUUUGUUAUAAUCAUCUUAAUUCUCGUUGUAUUUAUACUAUUUUGCCGGCGGACAAAAAAACGGCUGAAACCAGCUGAUGUAAUACCAACCAACGAUAAGAAUAUUAACAAAAAGGAAUUUAAGGGUUGCGAACGGACAUCGAAUUUGAUAAACGAGACAAAAAUUGACAUUCGAAAUGACUACGCACACACAACGGUCGAUGGUAAUAAUUUGAUGACGCACAUUCCGGACACAAGUACAUACAACACAACUGGCAGUGUAAUUGGGCCACUUGGAGGCGUUGCAUCUCAAUACAGAUAUUCGGGCGACUUUACAGAUACGGGUCAAUCGAAAACUGGUCAAAAUAACAAUGGCUACGUCGCAAAUGCAGCCGAUUAUAGUCCACCAUCACAAUCAACAUUACUAUUACGAAAUGGUAGUAGUAAUACGAGUAGUGAUACCACAUAUUAUCCAAAUGGCCAGGUGCCGAGUGUGAAUUCAACAUUGACUCGGAAUAGUCGAUCGACAACGGUUGAUUCACGGCAAGAUAUUGGAUUGCCAAACGUGCAUGGCAGUUUCAAUUCACUACAAAAUAGUAUUUUAAGUCAACAACCAUUGCUACAGAAUGGUUUAAAUGUAGAUUUACGAUAUCGUGCCACAUAUGCUAAUCCAUUUUUGCGAACGUCGAAUGCAUCGCUGCCGCCUUUACCACCGCCAAGUACAGCAAAUCCAUCAGCCACACCAGCACCCCCGCCAUAUAAUGCAACACGUAAUACAGCUACAACAUCCGGCAUUGUCAGUACAAGUACAACAUCGAUAAAAGCUCCACUACCAACGUCAUCCAGUCCAUCGGGUCAAUUUAUAUUGCCAGCUAAUGGACAUUUGAAAAAAGGUGCACUUGCAACGCAUGUUUAAUUUAAUUGAGAGACUCAUUGCCGCACAAUACAUACAUGGAUUCAAAUGCGUCGCUCGUUCUCGCACUCAUCCAUACACAUAAUCAAGUCUUAUCACUACAUACAUACACACCUACAAUGAUCUACAUAUUCUCUGGCAAAUGGCAAACCACUCAAUGUGACGUGCCGAUGGAAAAUAGCCAGCUGUUCAUCUUCUGAAUACAUGUUCAUGCGAUGCGAGGCCCAUUGUGCAGCGCCUUUCCUUCCUUUAUUGCCAUAUCAAUUUACAAUCAAUGCCAGAACAAAUAUCGUCUGAAAGGCGAGCAAGCCCUUUCCAACUCCUCGAUAUUCUUCAAUGAUAGUGAUUUGAAUUGAAAGCAAAAUGUGUAUGGUUGCGUGAAUUUACCACCGUCACUCGGUCGCUUACACCAGUAGUUUCAUGCAAGCGAUCGAACACAAAGAGAGCGUGCGACUGUACAAAAUAAACUGUAUUAAGCUGUAAAACCAAAUCAAAAUAAUGAGUAAAAAAAACUCCAAGAAGUGCAACAACAACAACAAAAAUGAUGUGAAACACUAUCAUUGCAUCGCAGAGAAUUAUUUGGAUAAUAAUCAUGUAUUAUUACGUGUCAUUGUUCUGCCGUAUUAUACUCCCGGAAUCACUCAUCUCGCUCAGUGCAACAUGUGAUUCACCAUUAUAAAUCGAACCAUUUUUUGGAGUAAAAUCAAAUCUCUCUGAGUACAUCUGACUGAUAAAUUUUAAUGUAAUAGUAUAUAUUAUACCUAUUCAAUCGUUUUAAAAAUUGAAAUGGAAUAAACAUGAACAUUCGAAUGAAGAAAAUCGUCGAAUAUACAUAUAAGAAAAUUGAGAAACAGAAAAUUCUAGUGAGUGUGUAGUGCGGAAGCAAAACGACUAUGAAUCGAUCUAUGUAAAUAUGUCAAAUUGAAAAUCGGGCAAAGGUAAAUAAUUUUUUUGAAAAAAUGCCGAAAUGGAUUCAAAAGAUCCAGUAACGCAUUUUGUUAGUUGAAAUAUGUAGGAAUUAAUUGCAAAUUACCGAGAUUCGAUAGGACGUAACAUAUAUAAGCGAUUGAGUAAGUCUGUUUAUUGACGUUUAUUUUACGUUUCUAACGUUUGUUUUAUUCUGUUGAAUGAUGAAAAUGGGGCCUUAAACGUUUAAUCGAAAUGAGAAAAGAUAAAAACCGAAAAUGAUGAUGGUAAAGAAGAAAAUACCUAACAUUUAAAUUAUUGUAUACCUUUUUAAAGGGGAGCCGUUUGCCAAUUGAUUAUACAUAUAGUAUAUAUAUAUGCUUGAAAAGUAAAUUGUGUAAAUAUUUUAAUGGAAUUAAAACCGAGUAGAUUUUAAUGAUAACGACAGCAGCAAAUUUAUGAAAGAAAUUAUUUAAAAAAAUGCUUUUACUGGACAGUAAUACCCAAUUAAAAUCAAUGGCAUCAUUUGAAUGAAGGGAAAACCAAUUUAUAUAUGAAAAAUACACACAAUUACGAUCUACCACUAGUUUAGUUUUUAAUGAAAAGAAAAAAAAAUCAGAGUUAAUGAUGCUGCUGCAACAAAAAUAUAUUACCAAAGACAUUUUAUGAAACAUGAUUUUAAGUUUAUUGAAGAAAACAAAGAAAAAACACAUAUGAAAAGUUCUACAUGGUUCUAUUAAGAUAGAGGUUGAAGUAUUUAUUGCAUGGUUUAUAAUAAUAAGGGUCAAUCGUUUAAAUAACGCAAUCGAAUUCAAACACACACGCAGUUAAGUUAAAAUAAUUAAAUGAUGAAUGGCUAUAAAUUUACCUGAAUGGUGAACGAAAAUCGAAACCCCAUAAGCAAACAAAUUUAAAAUGUGAAUGAACAGUUGGCACUUUGAUUAAAAUUCCCCUUUUGCAAUAAAUUCUGGUGGAAUAUAUGCCAUUUUUGCUCCAUAACGCCCCUGAUGUAAAAUUGUACAUCGAAAUUCCAUCCCAAAAUGUUUUAACAAAUUUUACUUGCAAACAUAUGAACUUUAUUCAUUCCAUUUAAAACUGAGCAUACCAUAGCAUCUCCGAACGAAGUUAAGACAGCAUUUUUAAUUUUGUGGGCAUUUUUCGUGCCAAAUCACAUUCUUGAUAUCCAUUAUUGCUAUUUAUUUAAAAAAAAAAAAAGAAUAAAAAGAUGAGAAAUUUAAUGUAGUUGAUCCGUAAUACAAAUUCCAUAAAUGUUAUUGUCAAACAUUAUUCAUUCCUAAUUCCUUUUUCGCUUAAGUUUUUCUUUUUUUUAUAAACUUCAAAUAGGAUUUGACAAUUUACAAAUGUAAAUAAGAUUUGCUUCCAAGGGGCAAACGGACAAACCAAAUUGUUAAAAGUACUCAGUAUAGUCAGUAUUUCAAAUGGUGAACCAACUACACUGACAACCUUGUUACUUUUAGUCUUUUUAGGUGUCAGUUUGCCAAUUUUACUUCAGUUUCCAGAAAAAUCAAUUCUCAUUUAUUUAAUUAAUUUAUUGUUUUAUUCUCGUUUUAUAUUUUAACUCCAAAAAGUUGACAAAAGAAAAUAAACAAUGUAAGAAUGCUACAGUUGGAGAAAAUUUUUGAUCAGCUGACGAAAGUUUGAAUCAUUGAGCUUUUCAUUGUUACAAAAAAAAAUGUACUUCACAAUCUACCAAAAAAUUGAAGAAGAAAAAUAAAUGACAUUUUCAAGUAAGCAAUUGUUUAAAACAAAAAUGAAAACGAACUCUAAGUUUGAGUCCUUAACUGAUAAGAUUGUUUUUAAAAAAAUUAAAAAAGAAAGAAAAUGUUAUUAAAUUGUAUGCUGUAUGUACUAGUAGUUAGUUUUAUGAAAUGAAUACAUAUUAAAAUAUCGUGAAAUUGUAGAUGAAUUUCAAGCAUUAAAUAUCGAUCUAGUGAAGAAAAAAAAGAAUUAGACAAAAAAAUGUUUAAUCCACAAAAUUGAACGCAUGGAAAGAGUUAAACGAUGGGAACCGUUUUUUUCUUGUUUCUGAAAAUAAAAUUCUGUACAUAUCGUAAUUUCUAAAAGAAAAAUCAGUAAAACAUUUAUUCAAAGUCAAUUUCGUAAAUUCAAUUGGAUUUAGUGAGAUAAGUAGCUAAUGUGUGCACUGUAAAAAAGUACGCAAUUAUUAUAUAUUUUAAAUGAUAUGAAAAAAAAAGAAAAAUCAUGCCUAAAAAUGAACAUACAUUUCAAACAACAUAAUAUUUAAUAUUAAAUGUAAUAAAUGUUGAUAAUCAUCGAAACGGAUUUUUUUCGUAAAUUUGAUUUUUUUUCCUUCCAAUUUUUUCGGAUUUAUUAACUUUCAAUUUUUUUGUCAAUUUAAAUGUAGACCAAGUACGACUUUUGCGAUAAAGGCAAACAAGAAAUUUUGAUUUAUUCAAUAGUCCAAGGCACAUUUUGGCAGUUAAAAUGAUCAAUGAAUCACAUUUGCUGAUGCCAGAGAACAAUGAAAUGUUGGACAUUUCGAAUACUCAACGACCCGAAAAUGAAAUUAUAUUACAAUUAUAUCUGGCUUUGACAACACUUGCAGUUAUUUUUUUGAGUCCAUAUGUUUGGGUAUUUCGAAUACUUCAAUUUUUUUUUGUAUUUCACUUUGAACGUGCUAUGUGUUUGCUUUUUGUUUAAGUGUAUAUUCAAACAGAAAAAAAAAACAAUAACUACCGAAUUCAACCAACAUAUUUAAUACUAAAAUAUUAAUUUAUUUAAACAAAAGGAAACUGUGUCAAUGAUAAAUAUCGCCAAUGUGUAUCUUUCUCUGAUUUCAUCAUAUUGUGUAGAGAGAGAUAGAGAUUGGGGAAGUAUUGAAAAAGUGGAAAGAAGUUAUGAUGACGUGAUAUUUGCUAUAUAUAUCAUUGAACGCAAUGAGAAUGAAAACAUCUUCCAUAUAAAUAAAAUUUCAAAGAAAUAGGCCAAUAAAAGUAUCGGAAAAAGUUUCAAUUAAUAAAAUAAAUGAUUAAUGCUUUACGCUUUGAAUCGUUGUCGAUAUCCAAAAGAAAGCAAAGAUCCGUUGAAAACUCGAUUUUGAUUAUAUUAAUUCAAAAAUUGUAUAUGUA